Messenger RNA from Schistocerca americana (American grasshopper), 6637 nucleotides. RefSeq names its product E3 ubiquitin-protein ligase RBBP6 (gene snama). Lineage: Eukaryota; Metazoa; Arthropoda; Insecta; Orthoptera; Acrididae. The record is from RefSeq and is a predicted model, not a curated record. Gene Ontology annotation, molecular function: ubiquitin protein ligase activity; nucleic acid binding; zinc ion binding. Gene Ontology annotation, biological process: protein ubiquitination; mRNA processing; ubiquitin-dependent protein catabolic process. Gene Ontology annotation, cellular component: nucleus.
UGGUUUUGUGUAUGUUCGUCAUUGCAAGGUAAUGAGAAAAUCAAUAAAUUUUUGUGUAAUUGAAAUAAGUGUAGUGUUGUUAUACGUUAAUUAUCAUCUUGGAAGGCAAGUGAUAUCGUGUGUGUGAACUUGGAACUUAAAUGGGACGGAGGUUUAUUCGGUAAUAUUAGUGUACUAGGUGCUUCACCGAAGCCAUAGUUAAUAGCAAACUUAUUUUCGAGUGACUUUUGUGAUUUUGUGCAGCCUCACACGAAAAAAUAUAUAUGUUCAAUGCAAGUGUGAAGUUCUUCGAAAUAACAUUAGACUGCUGACCUGCGUGUUUCAACAUGAAACUUUUUUUGUUGUUAGAAGUGACACGUAGGCUAUUGUUGAUGAUAUGAAGAUAUCAUGUCUGUUCACUAUAAAUUUAAAUCUGCCCUUGAGUAUGAUACCGUCACAUUUGAUGGCCUUCAUAUCUCAGUACGAGACUUAAAAAAGGCAAUUCUUCACCAGAAGAGAAUUGGGAAAAACACAGAUUUUGACUUGCAGAUCACAAAUGCUCAAACGAAAGAGGUUUAUGUGGAUGAAAGUGCUCUUAUACCAAAAAACACAUCGUUAAUUGUUGCGCGGGUCCCACUAACUGCUCAGCAGAAGAAAGCUUGGGACCGCGCUGAAGCAGCUCAGCCUCUUCCAGCCUUGACAAAAGUGCAGAUCGAGCCCUUGACAGAUGGACAAGAUCCAGGUGUGAGCAAGCUAGCAAAGGCUGUUGAUCUAUCAAGCUUGGAUGCUAGUGAAGAAGACAAAAUCCAGGCAAUGAUGACACAGUCAACACAGGACUACAACCCAUCAAACUACAUGAAAAUUCGCGGUGCAAAUCAGAUGGGGGAAGUUCCUUCAAAUUAUCGUUGUUACAAAUGUCAUCAGCCUGGGCACUGGAUAAAGAACUGUCCUUUAGGCACAAACUUGGAACCAAUUGAAAUAAAAAAGAGUACUGGCAUUCCUCGUAGUUUUAUGGUUCCAGUUGAGGGACCAAGUGUACCUGGGGCCAUGAUGACACCAACAGGACAUUUUGCUGUACCAGCAAUAGAUCAUCAGGCGUACAAGGAAGGGAAGAAAGAGAAGCCACCAUUUCAGCAUGAACCAGAACCUAUUAUUCAGAAACCAGAAAUACCAGAAGAUUUACAAUGCUCUGUUUGUAAAGAUUUGCUAACAGAUGCUGUCAUGAUACCAUGCUGUGGCAAUUCAUUUUGUGAUGAAUGUAUCCGUACUGUACUCCUGGAGUCAGAAGAGCAUGAAUGUCCUGACUGUAAAGAAAAGGAUGUGUCACCAGAUACACUUAUUCCUAAUAGAUUUCUGCGUACUGCUGUUAAUAACUUUAAGAAUGCAACAGGAUAUAACAAGAUAAACAGUAACUUGAGGCCUCUUGCGCCUCAUAGGCCACCACCUAACUUGCAGCCUAUGAAGCCUCCACUGGUUGCUGUUCAAACAUCAUCAUCAUCACCUUCAGUUGAAACAAUGGGGCAGGCAGUGCCAGUAAUUGGAGGUAUACCUCCGUCGUCAUUGCAGCAGGAGCCACCUCCAGAUUUCACCUCUGCUGCUUCUGACUCCCAUGAAUCUACAAUGGAAGAUGCUGCUCCACAGACAGUAACAGGGGCAUUGAUUGUUGUCCAAACUUGUGAGGCAACCAGCACAAUACCUGUGCUUGGGGCAACAACGCAGGAGUCGUCUACUUCAGCAGAGCAACGAACACAUUCAGUGAGAGAGCCCAUUGUACAUACAGAGACAACACAACCGUUGGCCCGCCCAGAGAUUCCAAUACAGCGACCAAUCACAACCACAUCAGUGACAGGAGCAGUGACUGCAGAAAGCAGGCAUCGUUCAGCUUCAGUGCAGCCUUCUGUAACCCCAGUUACAUCACUUGAAGGACAGCAGUCUUGUGUCCAUGAUGCAAAUGCGGGGUCAGUGAUAGCUGCAGAAUCUGGUGCACAAGCCAUCCCAUCAACUAUAGCUCCAUUAAGCUCAAAACCGAAGUCUACAUCACAGCACCAGGUGUUGGAAACAAUUCCUACUGCUUCAGCUAGUAAAUCUCGCUAUCCAUCUAGUCAAAGACGGUCUGUUGAAGAGCGACCUGGGACUCCCACCAUCGAUGAACAUACGUCAGAAACCACCACCCAUCCACCUGCUGCUGCAUUGCCAGAUACAUCAGUACCACCACCAAACUUUCCUCCAGGAGAAGAACAGCCACAGUCUACAUCAACUCAGCAACCACCAACCAACUAUAGUCACAUUCAGACAGUUGGUUCUAGAUCACGUGGACCCUCAGUAUUUAGGCCGGACCACCCGUUUCCACCACAGCAUCGGCUUGGUGGCCAAACAGUGGAACACAUGCAUCCACGCCUUAUGCCAGUGCCAACAUCAGAUCACAGUAGAAACUUCCAUUCUCGGCCACCACACGUCAGUCAGCCAGCACCUGCUGGUGGUUUCCCUCCUCGUGUUCCACCACCUAAUUUUGAACAUGGUUCAGCACCAUUUCCUCAUGAAUCAGGAUCACGGACGUCACACUAUGAAGUGGACCGGGAUGGGCCUCCAGUUGGGAGAGGCGGCUAUCGUGGCUUCAACAGAGGAAGAGGUCGAAUGAUGCAUGGCUAUCGUGGAGGCCACCUACACCACCAGCCACCACCCCCAGGUUUAGGAAGAAAUGUUCAUAAUGGUAACCAGGCAGGAGCUAUAGAGGACCCUCUGGAAGCAUUUGAGCGCAUGUUAAGAGAAAAAGAUGACAGGGAUAGGAAGCUGCGGAAGACAAGGCGACCAUCUCGUUCUCGGUCUCGCAGUUUCACACCAAGAUCUCGUAGUACCAGCACACGCAGCUAUACGAGAUCACGUUCGCAUUCACGUACUCCACACAGUCCACGCUCUAGGACACCACGAUCUCGGACCCCACGUUCAAGGACACCCAGAAAAAGGUCGAGGACCAGAACAAGAACAAGGACGAGAACGCGAUCACGCACCAGGUCACGAUCAUUUACAAUAAGCAGGUCUCGUUCUCGUUCAUUCUCUCGCUCUCCAACACCAAGAGUACAUUCCCCACGUGAAAGAGAUUUCUCUCCAAGGAGAAAAGGGUCAUCUCGAUACCGCACUCCAACACGUUCUCCAGCAAGGACAGCCUGCACUGGACUUGAUAUUAUAGUGUUGUAAAUUUGUAUUUUUCCAUUCUUUCAAUUACAUGUUUUGCUCUCUUUUUCCAUAUACUGUUCCAGAAUAUAAUGUUCGUUAACAUAUAAUGUAUGGCCAACUCUUGAAUGAGUUAAGGCAUUUUUAACUAAAAGAGUAAAUUUUUUCAUAGUGUUACUGUGAUAAAUUAUUAAUUGUUUGAUAAAUAUAAAUGAGAAACACAAUCUGCUUUUGUUUGUUUUAUGGUAAACUGUACAGCAAUGAGCUGCAGUGUUUUGUUUUUAUAUAUUUGUGAAGACAGUGCUAUGAUUAGUUACACAAAACAUUUUCUUGAAAGUGAGAAAGAUGUUACAUGUUCUACUAGUAACAGAUUUGUAACAUAUCGUCCAGUUUUAGUGCUGCUGUGGAUAGUUUAAUAUUUUCAUUUAAAUUAUCAUGGAAGCCCACAGUUUGGAACAGGUGCUUUUCUGUCUAAUAAAUGAAAACUGUCUUUUACAUUCAGCUGUUUUCAAAAAUUAAAAAAAAAAAAAAAAAAAGCUAUACGUUCCAUAGAUCUUUCUGUACAACAUUGCUAAUAUUUCCUCAGUGAGAUACGGACCUGUCAGUGAAAUCAGCAGCUGUUGAAGUAUUUGCCUUCACAUACAAAAAGACAAAUAUGUUGUCUAUGCCUGUAUCUGUUAUUACUCAUUAAUAGUUUGACAGGCAUGCACACUGUAGAGAUCAAUGUAGCAACAAAUAAUAUUUUUAUUGUGUUUUAAAGUUUUAACUUCUUAUAACACUUUCUUUGAUGUGUACAUUCACACAAAGAACUGAGGUUCUAAGAGAGCUGAAACUGAACUCAUGGAAGUUCAGGACAUACAGGUUAUCGGUUAUAUUCUGUUUUGUAUUUCACUAUAUGAAUGUACUACACGUUUUGUAAGUACUAUUAACCAAUGUCUACUAUCAUCACAUUACAGAAAUAGUGCCUAUUUAUCAGCCAGAAGACAGUUUCUUCUUAAAAAUUAGAGAUGUAUGUUUACGAUUAAUUUAUCUAUCUUCGCUUCUGCAUUCUAAGAUAUAAAUUUAUUUGAACAAGCAAUGAUGUGAGACUGUCUUGUAAAAAGGUAGUAUGUAGUAUAUUUUUGUGUGUUAUAUAUUUAGAUUGAUGUUGUCAUAGAGGACACAUUGAAUUAAUACCUGCAGUUGUUUUUAUCAAGUGCAGGAAAUGGUGAUUUUGGACUGUUGUAUUUUCAUUUGCAAAUGUUCUUUACUUUGACUUGUAAAAAGCAUGUGAAUUCAUUACGAUGCCUGUUGUCAGUAACGCUGUGUGGACUGAACUUGAAUAUCAUUCAUUGUCAUUUCCGAGGUCAUGUUAGUUGCUUGAUAAUAAUUGUGUUCAAAGGGAGUUUUGAGGCAGAUGCUACAUUGUAUUGGGUGUAUUAUUUGAUACCUGAUAAAAAAAUGCAGGACAGCAUAAGGAAAAAUGAUAGCAAUAGUAUAGUACCAUAGUAACUAUAUAUGUAAUGUAUUUAAAUGUGGAGCUGAUGUGAUAUUUGCUAUGUAUUUAUGUAUUUUUGUUAUUUAUCAUGUUGAUUUAGACAGAACCAAAUCCUAAUCUAAUAUUGUAUAUUAGAGGAUUCAAAUACAUGCACUGAUGAUUAAUUUUCUUAAAUCCAGGAUUUAAAAGGGUCUGAGAAGCAUAUAGAAAAUAAAUCUGUGAAUGGAGGAGUUCAUUUCAAAAUAAAUUAAUUUAUGUUUCCAGUAUUCAGUGGCUAGCUGAGCUUGUGAAAAGAGGGAGCUCUGAAGUAAAUAGUGGAAGUAUGAGGUUACCAUUGUGCUGGAAGAACUAGGAGUUAUAUUAGGCAUGUCUGUUAAAGUCAUUUUGGAUUUUACCUUUAGGACCAAUGUGCAGACUUAACCAUCUAAGAGGUAAUGGAGUAAGCGUGAGAUUGUGAUUUUUGUAAACUAAAAUUUCUUUAUUAAUGACCCACAUUGCUGACAAAUAUGAUAUACAGAAGAAUGGAAAAUAAAAUUAAGGAUGAUUAGGUGACGAUGAGUUUGUCUUAAGUAUAGAUAAAUGUACCAGAGAGGCAGUUCAGAUGGUAUACUUGAUAAUGAAAGCUAGUCUUACGAAAAGUCAACACACCUUUGGCUUGGAGCAUGCGGUACCUAUAAACCCACUUUUGAGUGGCUUUAAACCCACUUUUGAACCUUCCUCAUUGCAUGCAAAUUUUGCAUGAUGGUGGAAUUAUCACGGUUCAGCACAUUUGUUAGUUCUCAUGGAUCACUGUGGAUAAAUGCAUUUGAACAGUCUUCUUGAAAGUGGAGAGUCACUAAUGCCAAAAUGAUGUGCCUUAUAAUGAGAAAACCGUUUUCUUGCUGUACCCUGUCCAAUGCUGAUAUCUGAAUAAACAGUGCAAAUGCUUCUGGCUGCCUCCAUUGCUGUCACCUCUCUGUUGAACUCAAACAGAAAAAUAUGUCACAAAUGUUGCAAUUUCUCCAGUCGGCACUUUAUUUUUUAGCAUCCACAGCUCCACUCACUAUCUCCAAAUGACAAAAUGUUAAUGUGUAAACUUAUAUAGCCACAGUGAACUACAAAUAAAAAAUCUCACUCAUAAAUAAACCCAUAGCAGUUGGAAUAGCAACAUGCAAAACAAAAACACUCUGAACUUAGGCACCAACCUAAUAUAUUUCUAUAAGGAGAUUUUUAAUGAGUUAAACAGAUCGCUUAUUUCAGACACAGUUCAAAGCCAGAUAACACCAUUUGCCUGAUUACAGAGAGCAUAGUUGAUUAAGUUAUUUUUGACAAAUGAUAGAGAAAAUUAAAAAUUUUAGUCUUGCCUAUCAUGCUUUGUUGAACAUUGGAAUACAGAGAUAUUUUCUGACAUUGACUUUGUUUGUAAAAAAUAGCCACAGUUUAAAGCAAUGCUCCUCAGCUAAAAAUUGUUACUUAAAAUAUUUAAAAAUUAGAAAAUGGUGACAGAAGUUUGUUCUUAAGUGUAGAUUGAUAAUUGUGUGUGGAUUUUUAUACAUGUCAUCGGGCUUAUAUGGAGAAGUAUCUCAGAACUUAAGGAAGAGUCUUUAGUAUAUAUUUGCUCCAGUUACAAUGUAACAGACACAGGAGACUUUAAUCACUUUAAAAAAGGUUUGGUGUCAUUGCAGCUCAGUAACAGUUGGACAAUACAAAAUUAACAGGGAAUCUGCUUGGUGUGUUACUUGCACCAGGUAGCUGAGAAACACAUCAGUCACACAAAUAUAUAGAAUAUGUUUGUGACUUGUUCUCUUUGAUAGUACUGAUUUUAUGUAUAUUUUAUUUCAUUUGUUAUAGCGUAUAGGAUCAAUGAUAACACAGUGGAACCCCUAUGUUACAUUUUCAUGUGGUCCAAACUUAAACUCAGAUUUGAAGAAAAUGGUAAAGCCCCCAAAAAUAUGAGCAAAAACACAUGUAAUUGGCAUAUAUGAUCAAAGAUCAUACUCUUCUCCAAUACUUUGUAUAAAAUCCGUCUAA